Ochlerotatus camptorhynchus is the source of this 1115-nucleotide messenger RNA. RefSeq lists its product as uncharacterized. The transcript has 2 exons. Lineage: Eukaryota; Metazoa; Arthropoda; Insecta; Diptera; Culicidae. Bases 75 to 1067 code for a protein of 330 amino acids. The record is from RefSeq and is a predicted model, not a curated record.
ACCUAGUGUUAAAAGUUUAGUGAAUUUAGUCAUCCGAAGAUAUUUUUGCAGUUCGAUUAGUGCUUUCCUAUGCGAUGGUUAACCCUCUGACUCCCCCAGUCCUGAGAGAGCAAGUCUAUUGGCACUUUGGAGAUUUGACAUUGAAUCGUCAGACCAGAGAGGAACGACUCGACCGUCGGGAUCGCCUAUCCGGACUCCGUUGGAUGUGGGCCUGCGACGGAGAAGUUCCGGAAAACGCAAUCCCGGCUGGAAGGUCAGGUAGUCGAAGAUUCUACAUUGGAAGGGCACACUACGAGGGAUCGGUAACCCCGGGUCGAAUCGAUACGAAACGAAAAGUAUGCAGUAUUCCUUGGGGUGGCGAUGAGCACAUGAGGAAUGUGUAUGAGGUACUUUGCACACCUGGACAGUUCCUUAGUGUAGCUGCAGACAAUACGGAAACACUACUGCUGGCCAGCUCGGCCGGUAUGUCCGAAGAAGGAGAACCACUGUUUAUUGGCCGUGUUCAACAUAAAGGAGAAUUAGUAUAUGGAAAGGUUCAGCGUUCGCAUGGCGUUUGUUAUAUUGCUUAUGAGGGUAAAGAACUGGGUUUUAAGAAUUAUGAAUUAUUCGUAGCUAAUGUACCGAGUCGCCUUGAUGAUCACUACUGGCUGAAGAACGAUGGUGAUAAAAUUCCAAAUCAAGCCACUGUUGGUGGAGGUACCGUACAUAAGCCGCUUUACAUCGGUCGCGCAAAAUACCGUGGAUCUCUCACACCUGGCUCGGUCGAUCCUACCAUUUGGCGGUGCAACAUUGCAUGGGGUUCGGAUGAGCACCAGAAGAUGCAAUACGAGUAUCUAUGUAACUGUAAGAGGGGAAGAUUUGUGAAAUCUCAAGGAAAUCAUGUGCCGAUCGGAGCUAUCCGGGGUGGAUAUUCGGAAUACGGAGAUCCACUUUUCAUCGGGCGCGUUAAGGUUAAAAAUGAUUAUAUCGUAGGGAAGGUUCAGCCGUCGCACUCCGUUUGCUAUAUCCCUUACCGUGGGAAAGAAGUGGCCCAUAAAAAGUAUGAGGUACUAGUACGAACCGACUGACGGAGGCGCAGCACUGAUAGAUAUUGGGAAUAUAUUUUACUUGGGUGA